CUUUGACUGUAAAAAAUAUGCAAAUGACGGCGGACGUGCAGGCAUCUGAGGACAGACCUGCGCACUCCAAAAUGGCGAACAGCAACAAGGAACUGGAAGAGGAGCUUUACGACAAGGUCGUAGAUCUGACAGAAUACGCCAAACGUCAGCGAUGGUGGAAUCGCCUUUUCGGAAAAAAUUCUGGUCCUGUAGCAGAGAAAUACUCUGUGGCCACGCAGCUUGCCAUAGGAGGCGUGAGCGGAUGGUGUGCAGGUUAUCUCUUCCAAAAGGUUGGAAAAUUGGCUGCUACCUCUGUAGGUGGAGGUCUUCUGCUGCUGCAGAUAGCCAACAACAGUGGCUACAUCCAGGUGGACUGGAAGAGGGUAGAGAAGGAUGUCAACAAAGCUAAGAAGCAGUUAAAAAAGGGAACAAAUCAAGCAGCUCCUGAGCUGAACACAUUUUUUGAAAAGUCCACUGAGUUUGUGAAGAAAAACAUUGUGGUCACAAGCGGCUUCGUUGGAGGAUUCCUGCUCGGCCUGGCAUCUUAGAUUCUGCCAAAGGAAAAACAGUCUGGACGUCUGAUGUUAAGAGAAUCUCAAAAUCAUUGAUAGGGGGUUUUUAAUUGUUUUGACAGCCAGUUUCAGUUUAGCUUCUAUGUAUAUGUUCUACAUGAGUCAUACAUCUUUUAGUCUGUAAUACUGUACAACCUACAUAACAGGCAGACUGGAAUCUCAGACCAAAAGGGCCCUCUUAAUACUAACAUGACGAUGAAUAUUAUGCAGAAUUAUUUUAC
This is a messenger RNA of Melanotaenia boesemani (Boeseman's rainbowfish), 772 nucleotides long. It is a transcript of the gene fundc1, whose product is annotated as FUN14 domain containing 1. Gene Ontology annotation, cellular component: mitochondrial outer membrane. Gene Ontology annotation, biological process: autophagy of mitochondrion. The coding region runs from base 18 to 527 and encodes 169 amino acids. The transcript is spliced from 5 exons. The record is from RefSeq and is a predicted model, not a curated record. NCBI's taxonomy places the organism in Eukaryota, Metazoa, Chordata, Actinopteri, Atheriniformes, Melanotaeniidae.